AUGCUUCAAGAAUUGCUGCCGAGCUUCGUGGCUGAUACUGUCUGGCCGGAGCGACGUCCGACAUGGAGGUUUCAUGCGACAUCCUACCUCGACGGCCUCCGUGGUCUUGCAUCCGUGAUAGUCUUCAUCUGCCACUACACCGAGUCGCGCCAUCCAUACUUUGUGCCAACGUACGGCCUCAACAAAGAUGAGCCAUCUGCGCUCAUUCAGCUGCCAUAUGUCCGUCUCAUCUACUCCGGACGCCCUAUGGUCCACAUCUUUUUCGUCAUCUCGGGCUUUGUCCUCUCGGCCAAGCCGCUCCAGCUGCUGCACGCCCGCGACACGGAGCGCUGCUACACUACGCUCGCGUCAUCCCUGUUCCGCCGUCCUAUACGGCUGCUUCUGCCAUGCGCCGUCUCCACCCUCGGUAUCGCGGCCCUGUGCCAGGGUGGCUUCCUGUAUGCAGCAGCACCGACUGUGACCGAGCAGCUGCAGAGCUGGGCUGGCGUCUUCUUCCACUCCAUAUCCUGGCCGUGGGCCUGGGACCGCGACCUGCGCCCCGGCUACGACAUCCACCUGUGGACGAUCCCGAUCGAGUUUGCUCACUCCAUGCUGCUCUUCCUGGUUCUGCUCGCCCUAUCACGCAUGCGCGCGCGGCUACGUCAGUUCACCAACGUGUUGCUGGUGAUGUACUGCGUGUGCUCUGGAAAAUGGGCUGCCUUUGAAUUUUUGUCCGGUAUGUUCCUGGCAGAAUUGCACGUGCUCAAGAAGUCCGCGAAGCUGUUAGGCAGCGACUCUUUCAACAGCAGUGAUGCCCACGGGAGGCGAACGAUCAGUCAUUGUCGCGACCGGACGCUGAAAACAAGUUUCCAUGUUGCCAUACUGGUAGCCACGCUUUAUGUUGCUGGCUGGCCCAAUGUCGGUGCCGAGAAGACACCAGGAAUCCGCUACCUUUUGGCCAAGACACCAACGCCUUUCCUGGCGGAUGUUGACAUGCCGCAAAAGUUCUGGUUCGGAGUGGCCGCCGUCUUCACUGUGUGGUCAUGCGGCGAGGUCAAGGUCGUGCGGCGGCUCCUUGAGGGCUCGUUUGCGCAGUAUUGUGGCCGGACCAGCUACGCCAUCUACCUCGUACAUGGCCCUGGCCUCGACUAUUUCCAGGAUUGUGUUUUGGGCCAGCCUUUGAAGCCAGCCCGCGGUGACCCUGGUGCCUCUAAUUUUGUGCCCGCCUUUAAGGGCUCGGGUAUCAAGGGCACAAUUGGCGUUCAGACCUCAACGCAGCGCGUUGUGACCUGGUUUCUUGGUGUUAUGAUACUGGGGGCCAUCAUUGUUUGGAUAGCAGACCUGUUCUGGAGAUUCGUGGAUGCGCCAAUUGUGGCUUUUGGCCGCGUGUUAGAACGUGCAGUCACAGAUGAUGGGUUGUCUGAGAUCAAGGAGCAGAAGUGGGACAAAUACGCCCCAGUCUGA
Grosmannia clavigera kw1407 is the source of this 1443-nucleotide messenger RNA. Its product is annotated as hard surface induced protein. The transcript has a single exon. The record is from RefSeq and is a predicted model, not a curated record. Lineage: Eukaryota; Fungi; Ascomycota; Sordariomycetes; Ophiostomatales; Ophiostomataceae. Gene Ontology annotation, molecular function: acyltransferase activity, transferring groups other than amino-acyl groups. The coding region runs from base 1 to 1443 and encodes 480 amino acids. Gene Ontology annotation, cellular component: membrane. Gene Ontology annotation, biological process: polysaccharide biosynthetic process.